GGGCGCUCUAGAGUUCCGGCAUGAAGCCACCGCAGCGACAGCGGAAGGUCCCGGCCCGCUACCUAAGUGAGGCUGCCGGCCCCACGGCUUGGAGCCCCCGCGAGAUGCGACAUCUACUGAGACUUCUUCAGGCUCGGCGGGACCAGCCGGAGCCAGACGCCGCGGAGCUGGCCAAGGAGCUGCGGGGCCGCAGUGAGGCCGAGAUCUGCCGAUUUAUCCAGCAGCUCAAAGGCCGUGUGGUUCGUGAAGCCAUUCGAAAGGUGCACCCAGGUGGCCCAGAGGGUCUAAGGCGUCAAGAAGCUCAGCUUCCAGCCCCCAUAGAGGUAUGGAUGGAUCUUGCUGAGAAAUUAACAGGCCCGCUGGAGGAAGCCCUGACUGCAGCUUUCUCCCAGGUGCUCACCAUUGCUGCUGCAGAACCCAUCAGCCUCCUGCACUCCAAGCCAAGCAAGCCUACGAAGGCCUGUGGAAAGCCACUGCUGUUCUUGAGUGCCCAAGGAGGGCAGAAGAAUCCUGGCCUUGAAGCCUCUGGGUCUGCCCCUGUAACUGCUGACUCCACUCCUGAGACCUCUGUUCCUGUUCCUAAGGCCUCUGAUCCCAACCCUGAGACCCCUGUCUCUGAUACCCCAACCAAAUCCCUGGCUGGCCCCUCCACAGAGAAAGACUUCGCUGUGGACUUUGAGAAGAUCUACAAAUAUCUGUCCUUCUCCUCCAGAAAUGGCCAUGGCCCUGAGCUCUCAGCAGCUGAGUCAGCUGUGGUCCUUGACCUGAUCACGUCACUUCCAGAGGAGCUGUCCCAUCUGCCUUGCACAGCCCUGGUGGAACAUAUGACCAAAACAUAUGCUCGACUGAUGGCCCCCCAGACCUCUCUCCCUAGCGGGAAGAGCCCCAGGCUGGGAAAUGAAGAAAGAGAGACUGGCUCCGAGGAGCCUGACCGAGCCAGUCCUCAGGCCUCUGAGCCCAUAGAACAGAGGCCGGCCUGGCAAGCAGUUGGGAUCUGCCCAUUGAACCCAUUCCUGGUACCCCUGGAGCUAUUAGGCCAGGUGCCCACCCCUGCGAGGUGAGGGAUACUGAAGACCAGAUGUGCUGACUUUGGAGCUUCAGUCCAACACAGCUGGUACUGGGUGGCCAUGACGAUGAUUGUGGAAGUCCCUGACAUGGUGUCCAGCCACAGGCUAAGUCUUCAGAUGUUGCACACACCAGCAGCCUCAGAAAGGGAAGUACAGUUGUCAUGAAUGGAGAUAAGGAACUCUGCACAAAGGCAGAAUUCCUGGACAGACAGACAGGGCUGGUUUUACUAGCCCAGUUGUGUGCCUUGUUGUCUGCUGUGGAUACCACAACAGCAUCAUCUGUUUCAUGGAUAUGCUCUCCUGAACCUGGCUUGCACUUGGAUCCCCUCAACUAUACUGACCACCAUACACUUCUCUUCACCCUUUCCUGGGGUGUCCUGUAACUCAAUAAA
Molecule: messenger RNA, 1459 nt
Organism: Chionomys nivalis (European snow vole)
Lineage: Eukaryota; Metazoa; Chordata; Mammalia; Rodentia; Cricetidae
Gene: Snapc2
Product: small nuclear RNA activating complex polypeptide 2
Exons: 5
Coding region: 21-1061 (346 amino acids)
Biological process (GO): snRNA transcription
Cellular component (GO): nuclear body
Molecular function (GO): RNA polymerase II general transcription initiation factor activity
Source: RefSeq, a predicted model, not a curated record